Cajanus cajan (pigeon pea) is the source of this 1484-nucleotide messenger RNA. Lineage: Eukaryota; Viridiplantae; Streptophyta; Magnoliopsida; Fabales; Fabaceae. The record is from RefSeq and is a predicted model, not a curated record.
AUUAAAAAAAGGAUUAAUUUUCCAAUGUUGAGACAAAGACGCAUUUGCCCUGCGCACUGCAUUCAUGAAUAAACACUAUAUAACUAUAAGUCCCAUAUCUGUCGAACAGAAGAAGCCUAAACCCCACUAAAAAUUAAACAACCUUUCCAUGGCAUCCACUUCCGGUGAACCCAACGCAGCGGAGACCGGCGACCGAGGCGGCGCCACCACACUCUCCGACGUCCCCGGAGACGUAAUCCAGGCCCACAUCCUGACGCGCCUGGACGGCCCCGCCCUGGCCGCCGCGGCGAGCACGUGCUCCCAGCUCCGCGGCCUGUCCUCGCAGCCGCACCUCUGGGCCCACGCCUGCCACGCCAGGUGGCCCUCCACGCUCUCGCCACGCGUCCGCCACGUCAUCUCGACGUUCCCCAACGGCGCACGCUCUUUCUUCGCCGACACGUUCCCCUCUCCGAAACCAGCGAAACUCCCUCCAAAUCCCGACCGCACAACGGAGCUGAUCUCGGCCGUUGAUCUCUUCCUCGGGCCGCGCGUUAUAUUUUCCAAGGUGGUGGAGACGGAGACCGUGACCGGGUGGUUCCGGUGCUCCCCGUUUCGGAUUGACAUGGUUGGGGAGAAGGAGGCGGUGCGGGCGGGGGUGGGGUUUCCGGUUGACGAGGAGACGUGUCGGGAGCUGAGGCUGAGCUGGAUUUUGGUGGAGGCGAAGGGGAGGCGCGCGGCGGAUGUUUCGAGCGGGAGGGCGGUGGAGGUGCGGCGGCAUUGGCUGAGCGGGGAGGUGGAGGCGAGGUUUGCGACGGCGGUGGCGGAGGGGGCGGCGGUGUGCAGCGCGGUGGUGAGGUGGGGGCCGGAGAUGGAAGUGAGGGAGGUGAGUCUGCAGAUGGAGGACGUGGAUGGGGUGCAUAUGGUUGGGAGGGACAGUUUGGUAAUUUUGGAAAAGGUGCUUGAGGGUGAGAGGAAGGGGAAGAAAGAGCUAGAGGGUGGAGAAGGGUAUAGGGAGUUUUUGAAGAGGAAGAAAGAGAGGAAAGAGUGGAAGGUUAGGGCUGAAGGGAGGUUGGAUAUGCUCUGUGUGGCUUUCGCCAUCUUUGCUACUCUUAUGGCUUCUCUUUUCCUUUUCUCCAAAUCCAACUAGUUACUUACUCACAACUCGCAACUGCACUCACAUUAUAUUUUUCCUCUUUCUACUACAGGUGCAACACAACGUUAAUGGUCGGGGAUUUGUGUUGUGGUCGCUCAUAGUACUUACACUAGAAAAGAAAAUUACUAUUUACUAUAUUAUAUAAAGGAAAAGAGUAAGAUUAAUAGAAUAAAUAAAAUGUUUUUAGCAGACACAGAGAACAGAUGAUACUGAUUAGAAUGGUUUGUUUAUUUAUAUAUAUAUAUAUAUAUAUAUAUAUGUAUGUAUAUGUUUUCAUACUAAUUAAUGGGAAAAAAUGUAUAUAGAAAUCCACAUUAUUUGGAUUGAUAGAAGAAAAUGGUAUAUGUGUGAA